Messenger RNA from Carica papaya (papaya), 1473 nucleotides. NCBI's taxonomy places the organism in Eukaryota, Viridiplantae, Streptophyta, Magnoliopsida, Brassicales, Caricaceae. The record is from RefSeq and is a predicted model, not a curated record.
ACAUAACAUACCCCUAUCUCCUUAGGAAAAGCCACUCGACUUCAACACUUUCUUCCUCUUCCCACACCCUCCAUUGUUUUAUAUACCAUUCGUAGAAAGUCACUCAUUUGGGUCUCCUCCCACCUCUUCUUUCUUUUCCAUUUUCCAGGGAGCUUCAUCAAAACCCAGAUUCUGGUUUGCUGCUCUCGGCCCAUUUUCAGUAAGGGUAAGUGAAAAUGGCGCAGAUUUUGGCACCCUCUGCCCAAUGGCAGAUGAGAAUGCCAAAGAACACGGCGCUUGCAAGUCCCUUGACAUCAAAGAUGUGGGGUUCUCUUUUGUCGAAACCAAACAAGCAAGGAACAGUUAAAACUUCUGCCAAGUUUAAAGUGUUUGCCCUCAAGUCUGAAAACAGCACUGUCAAUAGGAUAGAGGAUCUGCUCAACCUAGACAUUGCUCCCUACACCGAUAAAAUCAUUGCUGAAUAUAUCUGGAUCGGUGGUUCUGGAAUUGAUUUGCGUAGCAAGUCAAGGACAAUUGCAAAGCCUGUUGAGCAUCCAUCUGAGCUUCCCAAAGGUCCAUACUAUUGUGGAGCUGGAGCUGAGAAAUCAUUUGGUCGUGACAUCUCAGAUGCACAUUACAAGGCUUGCUUAUAUGCUGGCGUUAACAUUAGUGGCACCAAUGGUGAAGUUAUGCCAGGGCAGUGGGAGUAUCAAGUAGGUCCAAGUGUGGGCAUUGAAGCUGGUGAUCAUAUCUGGUGUUCACGAUACAUUCUUGAGAGAAUCACCGAACAGGCUGGCGUUGUUCUUUCCCUUGAUCCUAAACCAAUAGAGGGUGACUGGAAUGGUGCUGGCUGCCACACCAAUUACAGUACAAAGAGCAUGAGGGAAGACGGAGGCUAUGAAGUAAUAAAGAAGGCAAUCUUGAACCUUUCCCUUCGCCAUAAAGACCAUAUUAGUGCUUAUGGUGAAGGAAAUGAAAGAAGGUUGACGGGAAAGCACGAGACAGCCAGCAUCGACACAUUUUCUUGGGGAGUUGCCAAUCGUGGGUGCUCAAUUCGUGUGGGGCGUGACACCGAGGCGAAAGGAAAAGGUUAUUUGGAAGACAGACGCCCUGCUUCGAAUAUGGACCCAUAUGUUGUGACCUCAUUACUGGCAGAAACCACCAUAUUGUGGGAGCCUACUCUUGAGGCUGAAGCUCUAGCUGCUCAGAAGCUUGCAUUGAAGGUUUAAGCACCGAAAGAGCAAAAUAAAUUAGAUUUUUUUUCCAGUUUCUUUUGGCAUUCCUGGGCGAGAUCCCUGUAAAUAAAGGGUCCUAAAUUGAGUAGCCUAUGCAUGUGAAAUGGUUUUUUAGCCGUUGGCAUCCUCUGUUGGAACCAAACGAUUCCCAAGUUAGUUUUGGGUUUCUGGGUGUUCGCUUCAUUGAUCUUCUGCAACUUUUUAUGCCCUCCAAAUCCAUUUUGGCAAUUUAUGAUAAUCUUGUUUGGACACUUCUACA